AGUUGAAGUUGUGUCUGUCGCACUGGUAGGAGAUGGUGUCAUCAGCUGCAUUUGAGAAACAGAGACAGAAUCAUCAUCACAAGUCCGUAAGAGCUAAAGAUUGAAAUCCUGUCUAAAACAAUGAAUGGAACUCUAUCUCAAAGUGAUGUAAAAUUUGCCUCACAAGAGGAGCAGUUGCCUUUUGGAAACAUGGAAAGCCUGAGAUUUGAAAGACAGCGAUCCCCUCAGAAGCUUGAUGUGACCCUCACUGGAAUCUGUCCAUGGAUAGAAACUGAGGCAAAAACUUGGAAUGAGUUACGAGGAUCACUAGCGAUGCUAAAAGCUGCCAAGAAGAUGCGCUGUAGGAUUCAGAGGAUUGAACUUGAAAAUUCCAACUUAGUCGUCACUAUUGAAAAACAAGCAAGAGAAAUGAAAGCACUUGGUGAAAAACUGUUAAACACAGGAAUCAGUGUGGUGGAGGCAGCACCGGAAGGAGAACCGGGGGCGACAAGGGAAGACGUUGCUGCAUCGUGGAGUCAGAUGGAGCUGAUGGAGCUCACAUCUGAGCUUGCUAAAGCAAGAAUGCAAAAUGAUUCUUGUAAAAUGGAAGUACAAAAAUAUAAGGAACUCUAUCUAAAAGAAUUAAGAAGUAAUAAUGCCUUACUCUCACGUCUUCAAAACAGGACUUGCAAGUGUCCAGAGCAGUCAUGUUCAAAUCAUGGGGAGGAGAUGCGGUGGAAGACCUCUUCAAUGGUGGCUCUUGUAGGGCCCCACCCUGAGUGCCCUCAAGUGCCAUAUCUAACAAGAAGCACCAUGGAGCCACAAGGAAAUGUGCCCCAGCCCUCCCAAUGCCCAGAAGCCAGAUGUGAAUUCAUGGAAAAUCCUAGGAGCUGGUCUGAAGAUAAGGAAAAAGGAUGGCUUGAACUGAUCAGCUCCAUACGUUUUCUUCAUUGUGCUUUGCAUCAAGAAACCAGGAGGACUAAAGAGCUACAAAAAGAGCUAGCCGAAAUGAAGAAGAUCUUUAACAUGCCCCCACAGGAAGGUCGUGGACAUGAAGGCAGAAGACAUAGUUGUCGUGAGGUUUCAAAAGUCAGUCAAGCUGAAAUGGGUGUUCCAGUUGCCAUGCUGAGACUUGAGGGGGAAGCAACAACUGCAGAAAAUUUAGUGUGCAUUCACAAGACUCCAACUGCCUCAUUCCUAACUCAGAUGGAACUUGAAAUGAAAAGUAUUAAAUCUGCCAUCGCUGAAGUGAGCACCCAGGAAUGCUUGGUUAAAAGAGAACUGGAAGUCAUGAAGCACCUUUACCGAGGAGAGUUAGAGCACAUAGACAGCGUGUCUGCCAUUGGAUCGGAAUAUGUAAAUGGAGAGAGAGGAGGUACAGAAAGAGAACCCGGGCCUUUCUACAAAAGCAGAGCCUCAGAGAACCCAGCUCAUGACUCACGUAGGCUGCAAAAGUAACUGGACAGUGUAACUCUGGACACUAUGUUGAUAAAUGAGCUUCCUCUAAAA
This is a messenger RNA of Mus musculus (house mouse), 1488 nucleotides long. RefSeq names its product RIKEN cDNA 4921524L21 gene. Bases 121 to 1437 code for a protein of 438 amino acids. The record is from RefSeq and is marked validated. The transcript is spliced from 10 exons. NCBI's taxonomy places the organism in Eukaryota, Metazoa, Chordata, Mammalia, Rodentia, Muridae.